Messenger RNA from Pecten maximus, 3223 nucleotides. RefSeq lists its product as uncharacterized. The record is from RefSeq and is a predicted model, not a curated record. Gene Ontology annotation, cellular component: plasma membrane; cytoplasm. The coding region runs from base 238 to 1329 and encodes 363 amino acids. The transcript is spliced from 9 exons. NCBI's taxonomy places the organism in Eukaryota, Metazoa, Mollusca, Bivalvia, Pectinida, Pectinidae. Gene Ontology annotation, molecular function: GTP binding; GTPase activity. Gene Ontology annotation, biological process: intracellular protein transport; vesicle-mediated transport.
CCUGACCCCAAUUGCCCAGGAAUUGACGUGGCAUGUGCAACGAACUCUCUUUCCACGUCCGCCAUUUUGUGUUGUCUCAGUGCUGUCAAACCACGCGACCAGGCGACAUUGUAUUGUUCAUACCUACUGUAUGAUCGUCUUUAAAGGCACAGGCAUUAAGCGGGAGCUGAUACACUUUUCAAGAACAGAUAGUAACCGACACCAGCAUCACCUGUGAUCACAGAAUAAGUAGUAGUCAUGGGUGCGUUUGCAUCUCUGUUCAAAGGACUAUUUGGUAAAAAGGAGAUGAGGAUAUUAAUGGUUGGGUUGGAUGCUGCUGGUAAAACAACAAUUCUGUACAAAUUAAAGCUCGGAGAAAUUGUUACAACCAUCCCAACUAUAGGUUUCAAUGUCGAGACUGUAGAAUACAAAAACAUUAGUUUUACUGUGUGGGAUGUUGGUGGCCAGGACAAAAUCAGACCUCUGUGGAGACAUUACUUCCAAAACACACAAGGAUUGAUAUUUGUGGUGGAUAGCAAUGACAGAGAGCGUGCAGGAGAGGCCAGAGAAGAGCUGGCGAGGAUGUUAGGUGAAGAUGAGCUUAGGGAUGCAGUGUUAUUGGUGUUCGCAAACAAACAGGAUCUGCCGAAUGCCAUGAAUGCAGCAGAGCUCACUGAUAAACUUGGACUUCACAACCUGAGAAACAGGACCUGGUACAUUCAAGCAACAUGCGCCACAAGCGGUGACGGUCUAUACGAGGGACUUGAUUGGUUAUCCGGUCAACUUAAGAAUCAGAAAGUAGUAGUCAUGGGUGCAUUUGCAUCUCUGUUCAAAGGACUUUUUGGCAAACAGGAGAUGAGGAUAUUAAUGGUUGGGUUGGAUGCUGCUGGUAAAACAACAAUUCUGUACAAAUUAAAGCUCGGAGAAAUUGUUACAACCAUCCCAACUAUAGGUUUCAAUGUCGAGACUGUAGAAUACAAAAACAUUAGUUUUACUGUGUGGGAUGUUGGUGGUCAGGACAAGAUCAGACCUCUGUGGAGACAUUACUUCCAAAACACACAAGGAUUGAUAUUUGUGGUGGAUAGCAAUGACAGAGAGCGUGUAGGAGAGGCCAGAGAAGAGCUGAUGAGGAUGUUAAAUGAAGAUGAGCUAAGGGAGGCAGUGUUAUUGGUGUUUGCAAACAAACAGGAUCUGCCGAAUGCCAUGAAUGCAGCAGAGAUCACUGAUAAACUUGGACUCCACAGCCUGAGAAACAGAAACUGGUACAUUCAAGCAACAUGCGCCACAAGCGGUGACGGUCUAUACGAGGGACUUGAUUGGUUAUCCAAUCAACUUAAGAAGCAGAAAUGAUAAGUUGGCAGGGAUGUGUAAUACUAUUGGAGAAGUGUUUGUCUUGGAAGACUUUUUGCAGGGGUAGACAAUUCUCACUAUUUCUUAAGUCAUGUAUUGUGUCGAGAGAAGGACAUAACACCAGAUGUAAUGUUGAACUGUUAAAUGUCAAAUCAAAUGUAGUUCUUCCUUUUCGCAUAUUUUAAUUAUUUUUUGGUGAACAAAAGUAAAAUAAAUUGAUCGUUUUAAGAAAUCAUCCAAUUGUAAAAUGCUUUCAUUUGGUUCUAUUGUCUGAUUAUCAAAGGUUUAUAAAUGAGCUGUAUUUUUUCAAGUCACCUGUUAAAAAUGUCAUGUAUACAUUCAAAUGAGAGAUAUUGAACGAAUUAGAUGUUAUGAUAUAUUUUUGCGUUGGCAUGUAGUACAGAGAUAGUUUAGUCAUGAAAUCUUGUUUCCAAAAAUAUGUGUUAUCUCCAAAAUUUCUUAAAACCACGCCAAUAUCAGAUUUAAAAAAAUCGUUCCCUGUUGCAACAGGUUUCAGGAUAUAUAUUGUAUCCUACCUGUCUGGUGCCAUAAAAAAAAAAUAGCACCAGUGACUGUUUAACAGUCAUUAAUUAGCAUACAAUGUAUUAACCACAAUAAUCAAUUGAAAGUUUUGUCUGCUACAGCAGUACAGCAGUCACAGGUUUGUUGGUGGGUUUCAAAUCAAGUUUGAACCGAGCUGCAGACAAUUGGGGCCUAUAGGCAGACCAGUUCUUCAGUUUUGUGCGCUAUCAGGCCACCGCUCCAUCAAUAUUCCUUAACUUGAGUAAAUCUCUUAACUUAAAUUUUUCCAUAGAAAAAGGAACUUUAAUUAAAUUUUGUAAUGCUUUCCAGUGACAAUAUUUCUUAAAUUAUGGAAUAUUGAUGAAACUAGGCCUAUGUUAUGAAAAGUGAACUAUGAAAUUUUUGUUUCAAGACACGGUACAUGUGAUCUAUACAUUUUUUUUCAUGUUUAUACUGUUCUUAAUGGUUCUGAUUGAAGAACACUUAAAUAAGAUCGCUGUCCAUGUUUACAAUACCUAAAUAUCAUAAUGAUGUUGUUUCUUUAUGUAAACAAAAAGGAUGAUUUCCUUUUUUUGGUUUGGUCUGACCAAAUUUCGAGUUAUUACUAAGAUCUCCAAUUCCAUAACCGUUCAGAUUUUAUUAUAUUCUAGUUGUGAUAUCAUAAACAAAAGGAAAAAAUGCAACUUUGGUAAAAUUUGAUACUAACACUACUAUUCCGCUUUCUAAACUCCAAGCUCAUCUUCGGAAAGAUGAGGCUCAUUCCAUGAUUAAAGGAGGACCAAUUUGAUCAGUCUAACCAUAUAAAGGAGAGCACUCCAACUAUGCGAAAUUGACUGCUAUGGUAUAUAUAUAUACGGUAUAUAAUGUGAUAUACAUAGCUAGCUAGUAUGAAUACUUUGAAAAUUGGUCAUAUAGGAUAUAUUUUAUUCUAUUUGCACAUUGUUGAAAUUUGAUUUUCAUAUACGGAACAUUUUAUUCCGAUUUUAUUUGAUCAUCUUGGAAAUUGUCAUCUGAUAAUGAAUAGUCUUUGUAUGUGCUUCUAGAUUACAUUGAGCAGAAUGUUUAUUUAUCAUGUGUAUAUUGAUUCCUACCAAACAAAUUAAAUAAGAAAGUGGAUGGGGAAUUAAUUUCUAUUGUUGGUGUAUAAAGUCUUUCAGAAUAUUGUGAGAAUUAUUGUCACUUGUGUUAAGUAUAUUCACUGGUAUCUUUCUCCAUGCCAUCCAUCAAAAUUCUGCACAUAACCGAACUGCUAUAAUGUAUUACAUUAUGAACAAGCCGUUUUGAUCUGUGUGAAAACAUGCAUUGUCUUAGAGGGCCAACUCAGUUAUGUGAAAGUGAAGUUGUAAAGAAAUAAUAAAUACGACAAAAUGUA